This is a messenger RNA of Argentina anserina (silverweed cinquefoil), 1016 nucleotides long. Its product is annotated as phosphopantothenoylcysteine decarboxylase-like. Gene Ontology annotation, biological process: coenzyme A biosynthetic process. Gene Ontology annotation, molecular function: FMN binding; phosphopantothenoylcysteine decarboxylase activity. The transcript has 3 exons. The record is from RefSeq and is a predicted model, not a curated record. Lineage: Eukaryota; Viridiplantae; Streptophyta; Magnoliopsida; Rosales; Rosaceae. Gene Ontology annotation, cellular component: phosphopantothenoylcysteine decarboxylase complex. The coding region runs from base 158 to 808 and encodes 216 amino acids.
AUCCCUACUGGAUUUGGGAAUUCUCGAUGUUUCUCCUUCUUCUCUAGUCCCCAGUCUUCUGUGUUUCAAAUCUCUCCCUAAACCUGAAUUGAACCGCUCUACAGUGGCCACAGCGAUCAAGGACAGUUAAGAACACUUCACAUCUCUUGAAUAAAUUAUGGCUUGCUCAGAAUCUGGUGGAGAAGAAAGGGAACCAACACAAGCCAAUACUGCUCCAAGGAAGCCACGGAUUCUACUGGCUGCCAGUGGAAGUGUAGCUGCCAUAAAAUUUGGUAACCUCUGCCAUUCCUUUUGUGAAUGGGCUGAAGUAAGAGCAAUUGCCACAAAAGCAUCUUUGCAUUUCAUUGAUAGAGCAGCACUUCCCAAGGAUGUAAUUUUUUACACGGAUGAAGAUGAAUGGUCCAGUUGGAACAAGAUAGGUGACAGCGUGCUUCAUAUUGAGCUACGCCGUUGGGCUGAUGUCAUGGUUAUUGCCCCAUUGUCAGCAAACACCCUAGCCAAGAUUGCCGGCGGUUUGUGUGACAACCUACUCACUUGUGUUGUUCGAGCAUGGGACUACAACAAGCCUUUGUUUGUUGCACCAGCCAUGAACACAUUGAUGUGGAAGAAUCCCUUCACUGAGCGACAUCUAAUGUCCAUUGAUGAACUUGGAGUUUCACUUAUCCCACCUGUCUCCAAGAGGCUGGCUUGUGGGGAUUAUGGAAAUGGUGCAAUGGCUGAGCCUUCGGUGAUCUAUUCGACCGUUAGACUAUUCUAUGAGUCACGAGUUCAACAAGGUGGCAGUACUGUUCAUUCAGCAGGGUCGUAAAGUUGCCACUUUGAGACAUGACAGUAUUAAUUUGACUCGGCAUCUUCAAAAUUAUCUGCUAUGUAUGUGCUGAAUGUUUCCAUGUUCUACAUAGGUGAUGUGUUGUGUAAUGAUAUAAAUGAUUAAAUGAUGUUGCUAGAGGCUCCUAAUAAAUGAUCUUUCUUGUGGUGGAUAUAUCAACUGGAGAGGUGAGAGAAAUAAAGCACUA